AUUUGGAGAGGCGGCGUGUGGUGGGUUCACAGCUGGCUGGCUGCACUCCACAGCCCGCUGUUUAAUCGCUGAAAGCCUCCAAGCAUGGUUAAGUGAAGACUUGAGUCAAAAACUGGACAUCCAGGUUAUACACAGGCGCCAUGAGUGCUCUGCUCGCCCUUUUGACAUUUCUCGCCCUCGCCUCUGCCGCCGCAAAACCCAACGCGGGUCUAAAGACGUGGGGACGUUUCAGUAAACUGCCCUAUCCUGGCGACAAGGCUUUCCUCUACGAUACCUUCCCCAAGGACUUCAUAUGGGCGGUGGGCACGGCGGCGUACCAGGUGGAGGGCGCGUUCGAGAAGGACGGUAAGGGGCUCUCCAUUUGGGACACUUUUACGCGCGGCGGGAACCGGAUGGCCACCGGGGACGUGGGCAGCGACAGCUAUCACAACAUCCACGCCGACGUCCGAGCCAUCAAGCAGCUCGGGGUCAGCCACUACAGGUUCUCCUUGUCCUGGUCCAGGAUAUUUCCAAACGGCACGCGCGGGAGUUACAACGAAAUCGGCACCAAGUACUACCGGACGCUCAUCAAGAGGCUGAAGGAGAGCAGCGUGCAGCCGGUGGUCACGCUCUACCACUGGGACCUGCCCGAUCACCUGCAGCAGACCCUGGGCGGCUGGAGCAACCCGGAGCUCGUGGAGAUUUUCAAGGACUACGCAGACUUCUGCUUCAAGACUUUCGGGGAUGACGUGAAGUACUGGAUCACCAUUGAUAACCCGUUUGUUGUGGCGCGGCACGGGUACGGCACCGGAGUGGUCGCUCCUGGGAUAAAGAACGACCCUGAUCUCCCGUUCCGGGUUGGUCAUAAUCUGCUCAAGGCCCACGCGGCAGCAUGGCAUCUCUACGACCGCCACUACAGACCCCAUCAGCAGGGCAAGCUGUCCAUGGCGCUGGCCUCCCACUGGAUCAAGCCCAGUCGCACCCGCCUGGAAAGCCUGCGAGAGUGCCAGUGCUCCUUGGACCACGUCCUGGGUUGGUUCGCGCGCCCGCUGUUCACAGACGGCGACUACCCUCCCUGCAUGAAGGCGAGGCUGGGCUCGCGGCUGCCCACCUUCACACGGGAGGAGAGGGAGCAGGUGAGGGGGACCGCCGACUUCUUCGCCCUCUCUCACGGAGCGGCCCUGAGCUUCCAGCUCAUCAACGACAGCCUGAAGUUCGGGCAGCAGGAGGAUCUGGACCUGAGGAUGCUGCUCUAUUGGGUCAACGCUGAGUACGACAAGCCGCCUGUCUUCGUGGUGCAGAGCGGUUGGUAUGUUCUCGGCAAUACAAAGACAGAAGACCCAAAACACAUGUACUACCUCAAGAGGUUCAUCGCAGAGGCACUAAAAUCAAUUGUCAUAGAUGGAGUUAAUGUGAUUGGAUACACAGCCUGGUCUCUGAUCGAUGGCUUCGAGUGGCAUAGAGAAUAUGGGAUACGACGGGGACUUUACUACGUUGACUUCAACACUCCUGACAUGAAGAGGGAGCCAAAGACCUCCGCCACCUUUUACAGGAAUGUCAUCCAGAAGAAUGGAUUCCCAGAACUCCCAGAGAAUAGACCGGCACAGGGAGUCUUCCCAUGUGAUUUUGCCUGGGGGGUAUCUGCCAACUCCAUACAGGUGGAGACCAUGCCCAGCCAGUUCGCAGACCCCAGUGUUUACCUUUGGAAUAUCUCCAAUAACGGUGCACUGAUGAGGCUGGAGGGUUUCAGUGCACCGCCUUUACGCCGAACUGCACACUGUGCAGAUUACGCCACCAUCCGACAACAAGUGGAUGAAAUCCAGCAGGUGGGGGUAAACCACUUCCAUUUCUCUCUGAACUGGUCGGCUCUGGUGCCCACAGGUGAUGUGGCUCACCCCAACACUACUCUGCUGGGCUACUACCGCUGCUUUACCCGUCAGCUGCUGCAGGCCAACGUCACGCCCGUGGUCACUCUGUGGCACCACACUCGCCUGCGCAGCAGCCUGCCGGCCCCACUGGAUACCGCCAACAAGUGGCUGAACAGGGAGACUCCAGAGGCGUUCGCAGACUACGCCAGACUGUGUUACAGAGAACUAGGUGCCCAUGUGAAGAUGUGGAUCACCCUGAAUGAGCCUAACGAUGAGAUGGUGAGCUACCAGGAGGGUCAUCAGAUGCUGCGGGCACAUGCUCUGGCCUGGCAUGCUUAUGACCGCGAGUUUAGACACACACAGGGAGGACAGGUGUCUCUUGCUCUGCACAUGGACUGGGUGGAACCGGCCUUUUCAUUCAGCCGUGAAGACGUGGAACCAGCGAAAAGGGUUUUAGACUUCCGCGUCGGCUGGUUUGCAGAGCCGAUCUUUGGCAGUGGGGACUACCCUCUGGGAAUGAGGAGCUGGCUGCGUCAGCUCAACUCACUUGAGCUGCCUGUCUUCAACGAGGAGGACAGACAGCUGGUUAAAGGGACAUAUGACUUCUUUGCCAUUAGUCACUUCAGUACAAAGUUGGUGACACAUGCCAAGGAAGACUCGUACACCUACACAGCCAUGCUAGAAGUCCAACACAUGAUCGACACCACAUGGAUCAUGUCUCCGAGGCCUGUUGUGCCGUGGGGCCUGAGGAAAGCCCUCAACUGGGUGAAGGAGCACUACUUUGACGUGCCUGUCUAUGUGAUGGCUAAUGGUGUCCAGGAAGACCCAGCCCGCUUCAAAGACAGUCUGAGAGUUUACUACCUGUACAACUACAUAAAUGAGGCGCUGAAAGCGUACACUCUGGACGGUGUAAACCUGAAGGGUUACUUUGCGUAUGCCCUGAGCGACCAAAGGGACCCAGGGUUUGGCUUGUACGGCCAAGUCCACGAAGAGAUCAUAGUCAAGGCCUCCCUGUCCAACUAUCGCAACAUCAUCCAGCACAACGGCUUCCCCAUCCAGGGAGCUGCGCCCCAGCAGUGUCCCAGCUUCCCUCAACCCUGCCUGGGCUGCCAUGUGCUGGUAAAGAGGCCUGUGGUAGGCUUCCUUACUCUUGUGGGUUCAGGGGUGCUCAUCACUCUGGGCCUCAUCAUCUACUACACAGCCAAGAGACACAAGGAGUGUUACUGAUGGUUGUGAGUGUAGGAUUUGUUUUGUCUUUCUAUAAAGAGCAGAAAUUGAGCUUAUUGUUCAGCAGUGUAGAGUUUAUGUCAACUUUUAAAUCUAGUACUUCUUUUGACGUAAUUUUAAAUGAGCUCUGAAUAAGUGGUUUAGGUGUUACAACUUUUAUUAAAUGUUAUGUAAAAUUCCUUCAAAACUUGCCAGACACCUGUAACAGCUGAUAAACCCAUAAAUGUCAAAAGGUUUAUAUUUUUACAAAAGCAUUUUAAGACUCAACUGCAUCUCCAGUUGUCUUAGAAUAUUUUGCUACUGCUACUGUACAGCAGCUUUUAAAGGACUUUUAAAUGUUCAGGCUUAAUGUUUCUUCCACCCAAGCAUUAAGACCAAAUUAGGUAAAUACUAUGAGAAAAUACACUAUGAAGCACAGUGAAUCACAAAGGAAGCUUGUGAUCAUCAAUUUAAGUUUUGAAACUCUUGAUAAAAGCUGCACAUCAUCAGUUCCAGAUGACGGUGUACAUCACAGAAAGGACCUUUCAAAACUGCUUGGUUGAGACUUUGUUCUCUUCAGUCAAGCGACACUCUUUAGGGGUUUCCAUUUUUGUAGACCCUUUGCACUCCACCAUGCUGCUAAGGUCAUUUUCAAAUAGAAGAAGAAACCUGGAUGGUAUGUUUUACAGCUGAAAUCCUGUAGCUGUUUGUAGCUGCCUUCAUGGGUUGAUAUUUUUUGUCUAAUAAUGCCCUAUUCAAACAAGUUUGUGCAGUUUUGUGACUGUAAUGUAAUUUGUUUAACUGUUGUUAGUGCUCAACUGACAAUAAAUUUGCUUUAAUGAGAAGGAAAAAAAACUAAAUGCUGACACUGCAGCACAACAG
This is a messenger RNA of Lates calcarifer (barramundi perch), 3935 nucleotides long. RefSeq names its product klotho (gene kl). Gene Ontology annotation, molecular function: hydrolase activity, hydrolyzing O-glycosyl compounds. NCBI's taxonomy places the organism in Eukaryota, Metazoa, Chordata, Actinopteri, Centropomidae. Gene Ontology annotation, biological process: carbohydrate metabolic process. The coding region runs from base 141 to 3074 and encodes 977 amino acids. The transcript is spliced from 13 exons. The record is from RefSeq and is a predicted model, not a curated record.